Tripterygium wilfordii is the source of this 1463-nucleotide messenger RNA. RefSeq lists its product as uncharacterized. The transcript has 2 exons. The coding region runs from base 206 to 1069 and encodes 287 amino acids. Lineage: Eukaryota; Viridiplantae; Streptophyta; Magnoliopsida; Celastrales; Celastraceae. The record is from RefSeq and is a predicted model, not a curated record.
GAGUUUACCUUUUCACCUUAUCUCCUAAUAUAGAAACGAAUGAUUCAGAGAAACCCAAUAGCUUCAAUCAUUUAAUUGCAGUCUCUCAGUUAGCUAGCUCAGUGACAUACUUCUUUUCGUCUCUGCCGCAUUUCUUCGAACACAUUCACUACACGAAUAACAAAAUCAGUUUUCUUUGACAAUUGAUUGGGAGAGAUUGACGUGUAUGGCAUCUGAUGAAUCUAUGACCGUCCUUUCUUCUAUGCAGGAAGAUGAGUAUGAUGAUACUGAUGAUGGGUUCGAUCAACAUCAGCAUCUCCAUAGCUUGUCUAGACUCUCUGUGUGUACUAGUUCUAUGUACACCAACGAAGAAGACGAGGACGACGAAGUGGAUGGUAUUGAUGGGGUCCUGAUGAAUUACAUGUCGAGGUUGUCAAUUGAGAGCUUUGACGCCGACGACGAGGAAUUCUCCGACGGUAAAGGAGGCAAACGCAUCCUAGACGACGUCUCGUCGGAGGAUGACGACUCCGAUAAAGAAAACGAUUGUUACUCGCUUCCGGCUACUCCUCAUCGCCGGAGAAGUAGAGGAGGGGUAGUGAAUCUGCAGGUGGUCGGUGCCAAAGACUACGCCAGUGAAAACGAAGCCCAAAAGAGUCUGAUGAAGGAAAAGAUGCGAGGGAAUUUGAGGCGGAGAAGGAUCAUAAGAGAAAGAUGGUUUAGUGGUGAUAAGGGGAAGAACAGAGAAGAAGAGAACACGAACAGUGUUAGUGGAGAGAGUGAUCACGCUGGUGGCGGUGGUGGGGUGGUGGUGAUAACGCGGCCGAAGGGAGGGAGUAGGUCUCUGUGUAUGGACCUGGAUGAAGUGAAGGCGUGUAGGGAUCUUGGGUUCGAAUUGGAGCAUGAACGGAUGUUGGAGAUGCCUAGUUGUUUGUCUAUAUCGGCACCAACCCUUGAGACUACCAGCAGCGGUGGCACCUCUCCCAUAGCUAAUUGGCGCAUUUCCAGUCCUGGUGAUGAUCCGCGAGACGUGAAGGCACGGCUCAAGGUCUGGGCUCAGGCAGUGGCACUUGCAUCUACUUCUCAACGUUAGAUGUAACUGUAUUUUUUUUUGGAUCUUCUCUCUUCAAUGUUCUGGAAUUCUGGUGGUGUAGUAUGUGCUUCAACCACUAUUGAUAGAGGGAUCACUAGUGGAGAGGCUUGAGAAUUGAGUGUUGGUUUUAUUUACCUACAAUCAGCUAAUCGCUCAUUGUUCCCCCCACCCCCUUCCCUGUGUGGCUAUGUAAGCCGUAUGUAAAUAACUAGAUAUAACAACGCUUGAGGAAGUCAAAGGCGUGAUAAGACAUUGAAAAAUCAUUGGUGGUAUAUUAUUUUUGGGGCAAGUUAUGUACAUAGAGCAUUGUCUUGUACUCACUUCCAGCUUCAGCUAUGCUGUUUUUGAUGGAUUCGAGUGGAAAUAACAUCAUUGCUUCACAACAUUUCCAAAA